AUGGACUUGAGGAUCCUCCUAUACCUGGCAUUCGCCGCCCUCAGCGCCGCCCAGCUGACGCUCACCGUCGGCCUGCCCUCCAAGCCGAACCCUUUCCUCCUGCCCCCCAGCACCCACGCCACGCUGUCCAGCCUCCACAAGCGCCUCGAGGCCCCUCUGACGACGGUCAACACCUUCAACUUCCACAACGUUACGGCCGGCUCCUACCUGCUCGACGUGCACUGCGCCACGGAAAACUUUGGCCCGCUGCGAGUCGACGUCGGCGCGGAUGGCGAGGUCAAGGCCUGGGAGACGUACCGCGGCAACGAGUGGGCGAACAAGGGCGAGGAGGUGCAGGUGAAGACCGAGGGCGGGUCGAGGGGAAUCAGCGUCAAGGGCGUGGGAUCCAAGAUUUUCUUUAUUGAAAGGCCGGCGUUUUCCGUGUUCAGCAUCCUCAAGAACCCUAUGAUUCUCAUGGGCCUGGUUUCGAUGGGUCUUGUGUUUGGCAUGCCAUACUUGAUGGAAAACAUGGACCCUGAGCUGCGCGCCGAGUUCGAAGAGCGACAAAAGGAGAGCCCCAUGAACGCCAUCAUGGCAAACGCCCAAGGUGGCCAGAACCCCCUUGGCAACUUCGACAUGGCGGCCUACCUGGCAGGUUCAGGCAAGAAGGAGGGUGUAAAGAGGUGA
Messenger RNA from Trichoderma virens Gv29-8, 666 nucleotides. RefSeq lists its product as uncharacterized. The transcript has 3 exons. Bases 1 to 666 code for a protein of 221 amino acids. Gene Ontology annotation, cellular component: EMC complex. Lineage: Eukaryota; Fungi; Ascomycota; Sordariomycetes; Hypocreales; Hypocreaceae. The record is from RefSeq and is a predicted model, not a curated record.